AUGGCAGCACCUCGGCUGGAAGGCUUGACAGCGAUCGUUACCGGGUCCUCGUCGGGGAUCGGCCGUGGCAUCGCACUGGCAUUGGCCGCAGCUGGUGCUCGGCUUGUUGUCUGCGCAGAUCUAAAUGAGGGACAUGUCACCAAGUCGACGUUGGGAGCCAGCGUGAAGGCAUCGCAUGGUGCCGAGAUGGCGUCGCGCGCGUUGGUCGCCGCCAAGGACAGCGAUGACAGCGGCGAUACACCAACGCAUGAGCUUAUUCAUGCGCGCUAUGGAAAAGAAAGAGCUAUUUUCCUUCGCUGUGAUAUUAGUCUCGAGAAGAGCGAUGCUGUUAACGGGAUUUUCUCCAUUGAAUAUGCUGUCCAGGAGGCCGUUUCGAGGACAGGGAGAUUAGACCUACUUGUCAAUAAUGCCGGAGCGGGGAUUAUGGAUAUUCCUCUCCAUGAAAUGACCGCUGCGCAAUGGAACCAAUGCUUUGCCGUUGAUUCCACAGGCACAUUUAUCGCCACGAAGUUCGCCGUGACCCAAUUCCUCAAGCAAGACGAAGACGAGCACGGAUUCCGCGGAAAUGUGAUUAAUGUCUCGAGCGUCGCUGGCUCUGCCGGAUUACCGGGAUGCUCUGCAUAUUGCGCCGCCAAGUCAGCCAUGCUCGGAUUUACUCGUUCAAUUGCCAUCGAGUACGCAGAGAGGAGAAUUCGAUGCAACGCAAUCAAGCCAGGGUAUAUCAUGACGCCCUUCCUCCACAAAAUUAUCGAGGCUACAGGCGACGUGACCUGGCUUGAGAAGGCGUCGCCAUUCAACCAUCUUGGCCAGCCACAGGAUAUUGGAAAUGCGGCAGUGUGGCUGGCAAGUGGCAGAGAAAGUGGGUAUGUGACUGGAAUUGAUUUGUCUGUCGACGGGGGGUUCCUUGCUCGAUAA
This is a messenger RNA of Talaromyces proteolyticus, 915 nucleotides long. Its product is annotated as putative 2-(R)-hydroxypropyl-CoM dehydrogenase. The record is from RefSeq and is a predicted model, not a curated record. Gene Ontology annotation, molecular function: oxidoreductase activity, acting on the CH-OH group of donors, NAD or NADP as acceptor. Lineage: Eukaryota; Fungi; Ascomycota; Eurotiomycetes; Eurotiales; Trichocomaceae. The transcript is spliced from 5 exons. The coding region runs from base 1 to 915 and encodes 304 amino acids.